Lymnaea stagnalis (great pond snail) is the source of this 11449-nucleotide messenger RNA. Lineage: Eukaryota; Metazoa; Mollusca; Gastropoda; Lymnaeidae. The record is from the annotation of a GenBank genome assembly.
UUCUCGGGUGUGUCUGCCUGGCAAACUGUGUCGCUACAUUAUUUAUCACACACCUGGUUGGGAGGUCUGACAUUAAUUAAGGUAGGAAGUUUUGUGGUGCAAUGACUGGAUGAGAUCUGGUCAAAUCAAAUGAAAGAAAUCUUUGCUUGUAAAAAUCGCAGCUUUAGAAAAAGAAGAGUUUGGGAAUGCUAUACAUUUUUAUUUUUUUAAACGUUUCUUAAAAUGUGAUCCUUAAAAUGUAGGCCCAGCCUAUAGCCUAUAUGUUUGUACUACAAGAAUGUUUACAUGACCUAAAUGAAAGGUGAUCACUGGCGAGAGUCAAAUCUUAACAUUUAAGUCUAAAUAUUUGAGCGAAACAUAACUUAUUAAUGUUUAGAUAUAUAUUAACUAUAUCUAUAUAUUAUUUUAAUUGAAACGAUCGUACUAUAAAGUGCUGAUGCAGUUGACCAGCGUUGCUGGGCUGACAUGAUAAACUUUACAAGAACUCCAUCAUUUCAUCAUUUCUUUGUCUUUAUUUUCACAUUUCGUCAUUAGAAUGCGUCCGAAGCAGUUAUUCUGGAUUGUGAAAAUUCUCGCCAUCUCGUUUCUGAUGUUUAUGGCGUUGGUUUUUGUCUACACUAAACUCUACAAAGUUAGGAUGGGUAGGUUUCCGUAAUCUAUAUAUAGAACCUAGUUAUGGAUUAAAGGGGCCUUAAAUAAAUGACGUCACGCAUCUAGGGGAGGGACGUGGCGAGUUUUUUGAAGAUGUGUUAUUAGAAGUCAAGCUUGUGUGACAAAUUUGUGACGAUUUGUUAUUAGAACUCAGACUGUGACAACUUUGUGACGAUGGGAGGGGAGGGUAGACAAUAUGUCACUUAUGAACGGCUCCUAAUCCUCCAUUUUUUGUUGUGUUCAUUUAUUUUAUAUGUAUAAAAGGAAGAGAGAAAAAAGUUUCACAAGAUUCUAAAGUUCAUUUUUACAGUCGAAAUAUUCCAAAUAAAACAAUCUAAACCUAUGAUUUCACCAGUUCAGACAUUGCUAAGUUUAAAUUAAAGUCUGUCUAUGCAUGUGGAAGUGUCGAAAGGGCGAGAACCCAUCAAUUGGCCAUGACCAUGAUGUGUUGGUGAUCGGUGUUGAAUUAGUGAAUGGUACCAUUCAGAAAUGUCACUUAUCAGAGGGGAAUGAAAAGUCUCACUGAUUAGAAGGCACAACAGUAUGCCAGUGAUUAGAGGGUAUUUUAAGGCAAGUUUAAUGAUUCAUCUACUUUUUAGUGCGCUUAAACGCGUCUUUGAUAAAGUAUUUUUUUUAAAAGUUCUUUAAAGUUUAUUUAUAUAUUUUAAUUUAGCUAUUCAUCAUCCUGUCCUAAAAAUUUCAUUUUUCAUUCAAACGGAAUUCAGUCAAUUAAAUAAUGUUAAUAUUCACGUAAAAACAUAUCACUAACGUCACGUCGAAAACCUUCAUAUAAAACACUGUAUUAAUAGUAGAUUUUUUUAAAAUAUAAAAAGGUUUGCAUCGUUUUUAGAUAAAACUAUAACAUGUGUAUAGCCUCGAUCCCCGUGCCUGUAUACAUUUCAAUGACACGCAACUUUUCACUCUUCCCACUCUCUGGAGGAUGCUUUGUGCUUUAUGUCCAACUCCUAGCAAGCUUUUUCUUUUUUUCUUUUCGGUUUUGUAAAAAAUUCUUUUAAACAUAAUCAACAGAUGUGCAGGAGCGCAGCAUGCGAUCAAGGCAAGAGGAUACAGAUUUACCCAGGUGCGUUGUGUACCGAGGCCCAAAUGUUAGGGGCUUUAGAUUUUCGACCACUUGAGUAGUGGAAAACCAGUUCAUGUUGUGUGCCCUGUGAUUAAUUCUACUUGGCCAAAGAGGAAAAGACUUGGUCUAGACUUCCAUUGUGGCUUGUUUCCUUUAGUACUAAUGUUUUCAAAGUAGUCCAGAAGUGUAAUUUUAAAGAGUAAACACAAGUUUGUGUAUAGAAUAAAAGGUUAAAGUUUGUUAUUGAAUGUCAUAAUCAAUGUCAUUUCGUUAUUUUUCAUAAGUAACACUAAUAAAUAUUAUUGUCGUAUGCAGCAGAUCCUAUUUCGGAUACAGUGCCAGCUUAAGACCUCCGGAGGCCUCUGAGCAUUCGACAUUUAUCCCCCCCCCCUCAAUCGAAAUCGAACAUCAUAACUUAAUGAUAUCACAGUCACUUUGAAUCUUAAUGAGACUUUUGAUAAAUAUGAUGGACUGGCAACAUGAAAUGUCUUUUUGUUUCACAUUUUCUCAAAGUUUAUUCACUGAACCUCAUGAUUUUACUGCGAAUAGGAAAACGCCAUUUAACACAAAUAAGUAGGCCUAUACUCGCGAUCAUGUGUGAAGUUACACAUUUCUACGCUCUAGACCAGUGGUCGGGAACCUUUUUGUCUGAGAGAGCCAUGGACACCACAUAUCUUGAAAAGUAAUUCUGUGAGAGCCAUACUUUAUGUUUAAAACUAAAAAUUCAAGUAAAUGUGUGCAUUUUGUGUAAUUUAAACACUAAAAAUGCAAUAAUUAUGUCUCUGAAUUCUUUUUAAUAACAUUGUUAUGCUGUUGUUAAUCAAUAAUGAGUAUUUCUUACCAUUAAUGCGACUUUUUUUUUUAAAUCGAACAUUUGUCUGCGAGCCAGAUGCAGCCAUCAAUAGAGACACAUCUGGCUCGCGAGCCAUAGGUUCCCGAACCCUGCUCUAGACAAUAGGCAAAGAACAUUAAUUCUGCCCCCUCCCCCCACCCCACACAAAAAAGGAGCUCAUGGAAUGUUUGACUUAUUUUGCAAUAACGGCCAGUAAAUCUGGUUUACGAAAGUUAAAUCCACCCCACCCCACCUCCCACCCCCAACCCCCGUUUAAAAAUGUAAACUUUUUCUUGGAAUUUAUAAUUUUAAUUCAGAUAGAGGAUGAUUAUAUCGACGGUAAUUUCACCACAGUAGCAGUCCUAACGGUCUAUGAACCGCCGUCAUGACAUAUCGUGGGUUAAAAUCUAUUUAGAAAUGAAAUAUUUGUUAACUGCUUUGGUUAGCUCAAAUGAUUUCACGAGGUGGCGUAUUGCAUACGAAAAAAAGAGACUUGAUCUUGACACAAAAUCUAAAAGAUUUACAUCGAUUCUCUUCUGACAUUGAAUUUUAUGGAGUUUUUUUUUUUUUUUAUCUCGUGUUAAACUUACAUUAUACCACCGUUUAAAGGAUGUGGCAUAUACAAGCCGUAAGUUGUGCAUGAUUCGUGUUUAGUAAUGAAAAUCUUAGCGCCCCACUUCUUACUUAUAAUUUAACGAGCACCACUGUCAAUUUUUUUCUGCUUACAGCACUGAGUAAACGUAAACGUAUUUCAAAGUGUUAACCAUAUGUUUGACGCAGGUACCUAGUAUCAGUAUUUAUAUAUAAUAUAUAUAUAUAUAUAUAUAUAUGAAGAAAUCAAGCGAUAUGAGAAACUAAAUCAGUUUGAAACAAUAUUGUAAUGCCAAAUCUGAAACUUUUCUUUAAAAACUUUUCUUGGUUUACGCUGAGAGUGUGUGAGAUAAAUAGUUAAUGCUAUUUGUCCGUUACUGUGCAGGACAGCCUAACAUAUAAAGAUUGGCUACGCAAAUAUACCUCUCAGUUUAUUUAAUUCAAUAAGGAUGUACAUUUUUAAAAUUCAAAAUAAUUCUGAAAAUGAGUAAAUAGUAGGUUGUUGUUGUUGUUUUUUUUACUGUAUAUACAUGACCCCCCCCCCACAAGCACACACAAACACCCUUUGACUGCUGCGCCCUAGGCCAUGGCAUAGGUUGACCAGCACUUACUAAUAUUUCACGACACCUGAUAAGCUAAUUGUUAUUCUUACAAUAAACAAUAAGAAAACGCGAUGUUAUGAAAGGUACCUUAAUUUGAUGAAUUCCAAAAAUUUAUUUUUGUUGACUUUUUUUUCCACUGCAUGCAGAUCUUAGAAAUAUUAAGCAAACAAGGCUAAAUAAUUUGUGCCAUCAGCCAUGUCACCUCUGGCUUAACACCUAAUAUGGGAAGAGGUGAACACCCCUCAAGACCCUUUGGGGUAGUUAGGCCAAACACGAUAUACAUCGAUUUGUGUGUUGGGGAGAGCAUUUUCCCAUGGAGCAUUUGCUCAAGGUUACGCCCUUGCUUACCAACCCACUGUAUAUUAUUUUAAAAAUUACCCCCCCACCCCCCGCAAAUCAAAUCUGAGUUCCAGUCAACUUACUUUACGACAUCAAGGCUUUUUUUUUUCUCUUCUUCAUUUGGUAGCUUAUUCACUGACCUAUUUAACUGACAUUGUGCUUUUUGUUAUCUUCACCCAUGAUGUCACCAAAAGACAAAAGUAUCUCAAAAUCCUCUCUCUGAAGAGUUCCGUCUAAGCAAAACGUGUGUUGUUUACCGGCAAUUUUUCUUCUCGCCCCUAAACUUGUUAGGAUUGCAGAUUUCCAAGAUGACCACCAAUAUGAUAUAUUCAUAUCAUUACAAAUCAUAUCAAGAUCAGUUCAAGUCCCACAACUCCUAUUCCCCUAAAAAAACCGGAUACCUGUUCGCGGGGCCCCAUAAAAGGCGCGGGGCCCCCUAGGCACGAGCCUCAUUUGAUGCCCGUUAAUCCGGCACUGCUUGGAGAAAGUUAAGAUAUAGGCCCCAUACAUCUCAAGAAUUAGAGGCAAUUUUUAUAUUCAAAUUCUUGCUUUAAGACCUUUGAAAAACUCGCUAGGGCCUAUUAGUUGCUUAUACUGUUGUUUGUUUUUUUUUAAAUACAAAUAUAAAUUUUGAACAAUAUAAGUGUUUCCUUAAAAUCUAAUCUAUACUAAAUUAAGUUUAAUUUCAAAUCAAAUUUCUUUGCCAUUUUUAGGCAGGAGGAAUUACUCUCAAAACUGUACUACGAGAAAUUCGCAGGUAAAAUGGCGUUAAUUAUUGUUUCAUGUUAUUAUUUAGUGUUGUAGCCUCUAACCCAGGUCGGUUCUACUGGCAACCUGCUGACCUCUGCACCUAAUUUUAGCGCCAACGACGGGCAUGAAACAAUAGAUUUUUAAAUAUUUUUUAAAGAAGAUAAUUACAGAUUAAACAAAGAAACAAACAAAAAAGGAAUUCUUUUCAAAGAUUUUAGCAACUAAUACACACAUUGUUGUAACUGCGUAUGACACGGUACAGCACAUAAAGACUCUUCCACGCUACACCACAAAUAAAAACAUACACAAGUUUGUUACAUAACUUUCAUUAUGAGAUGGUUAUAUCAAAACAUACAGUUGAUGAUGAAUUUGUUUUUGAAAUCUCCAAAUUAUGGCCAAAAUUUUGACAAAAUCCGGUAAUUAUCAUGAAAGUUCGUAUUUUAAUUAUUUAAAAUAUCUAUUUCAAGUCCAGACAUGAAUUAGAAAAUAUCAAGACUAAACAAUCCAAGAUGUCUACUUUAAAUCCUUUUUUUCCACUCCAGACCUGGCAGAAAACCAUCUAUUGUCAAAAUACCCAGUCCACACCGCGUGUAAAGACGAAAAGCGACCUGGUACGUUUUUACAUUUUAUACAUAAAGGCUACUAAGAUACAAUCACAGAAAUGUGUACUGUUUCACUGUAGGAGGAAGAAUCAAUAUACACCAUAAUGGUAUGUAAAGAUACGGAAAUACGGAUGUAUUUAAAUGUAGUUGGUCAGAUGUGACGUUUAUAUACUUUUUAGCAUUGACAUCUUUGAUAUCAUUAAAGACUUUAUUUCUACUAUCAAAUCUCAUAGGGUAAGUUUGUAGCACAAUUGUUUUGUUUACGCACGCAUCUAUUUCGCUCAGUUGAUGGUCUGUCUUGUGGUUACAUGAAAUGUCACAUCUGGUUUGUGUCAACAUCGCGUCUGCUUCGUUCAGUGAACGGCAGGAAAUGGCUGGGUAUGGGAGGUUAGGUUAAGGAUUGUGGGGAAUUUUAAAAAAAUAAAAAUUAAUUUUUGUCGAAAUUAUACAAUGAUUAAAAUGUUAUUACUAACUAGUAGCUGAUAAAAUUACUAACAAAACUUUUUUUUUAAAGACUAUGCACAAAGUAAUUUUAAAAUUAAAAAAAAACAAAACAUUUUUUAUGUUUACAUUCAAUUCAAAUCUUUUUGGCGUGCAUAGUGUGCUCAGCUACACUUCUGCACGUCUUUAUUUGCGUACUGCAUUUUAAGAAAUGUGCAAAUUAUUUUCUACUUUUAACUGGUUUAAACUAUUCUAUAUUUAUAUUUUACCACACAUUAUUUGAUUCUUUAUCCCACUUUAGUCGUCCCGUGGUGACAUUAGCAGCCCUUUUUAAACUUUCAGUACUAAUAUAUACUAUAUAUUGCGCCCCACCCCCAAACCUUAGCGGUCCCUUGUUACGACACAGAGUGCGGCACAUCCCUGACUCAUGACCUAAAACUGAGCAUAGGCUCACUCCUGUCAGUCACCCGGAAAUCACGGACAGCCUUUUCGAAUCCCCACAAAGAUAUAACCGCCCAGUUAGAGAGCAGCCACCUGGCCAUCAUCACCGGGGCUUCAGCCAAUCACUUUGCAGAGAGUCAAGGCUUGAUCCAGUCGCUGCACAAAAAUGUUUUUCCCAAGUUCAACAACAUUUCACUUUACUAUUAUGACUUUGGACUUGAUAAAGGACAAUUAGAACAGGUAAGUUUGGACACAGGCAAACGUUAAGAGGGUUAAAUUGUCAGACUAUCUUUCAUAUAUAUCAUUAAGAUUAUUGAUCUUCAACUUUACUAAUAAAUAUUAGUAAUACCCAGGGCCAGGGAAAAUUUACCCUGGGCACCAGCAUUCAGUGGCGAACCUUGACUAAAUUCCACCCGGGGCGAACUCCCAAACUUGCCUCCACUGCCGGCUUAACAGCAUCGGGGGCCCUGGUCAGAGUGAUGCUCUGAGGCCCCCUAUAUCCUGUCUUACAUAUUCAAAUAAUGUAAAUAAAAACAUUUGGGCCAUGCGUUAUGGACAGUGUUUCUUUCAGGCAAUUUCAUCGAGGGGAAGGGGCAAAGGGAUACGUUCAGGCGCUUGGGGACGAGGCAGGGCAUCUCAGCACGAAAAUUAGGCGUAAUGUAGCAUAAGGCCAGCUGUGACUACGACGUCCCCUGCUAUGCAUACAAAAAUUUAAUCCGGUUGUGGUGACACAUGAGGAUAUGCUUUUAGGUGAAAUAAAAUUGCCAAAAGACUUUUCGAUAUUCAUAAAUAUAUGGGAAACUUGAUUCCCCUAGAAGAUUGACGCCCACUAGAAGCGUUAGUCUAAGAAUGUGUGGACCAGGCGAGGUAUCAGCAUUCAAACUAAAAUGAAGGGCGACAAGGCGGCUAAGAUCCAUGCGUUUCUCUAUGUCUGUGAAAAGUGGAUGGUCUAUCAAGGGCAUGCAAAAUUGUUGAUCCACUUUCAUGUGACAAGUCUCAGAAAGGACAGGGUGCCAGACAACGAGGCACUCCCACAGGCAGGUCUCCUCAGCAACUUUACCACUUUAAGUGGUCAUCGUUGAUUUCGACCUACUAACUAUAUAUAUAUAUUUAAAUAUUAGCGAAUUAGUCGGCCCCUUUGCGACCCCGCCCCCCUUUUUUUUCUCCCAAAGUUCGCCAUUACUUGCAAGAUACACACUGUUUGGUCAGGUUUCGAGCAGAGGAGAAAUUCACAACCUGAGUGAAUCAAAUAUUUUUUUGUGUGCAGACAUCCACGUUGAUGCAAAAAUCCCUUGACUACAAAAACAAGAAUCUCCCGUUCCAUGUUAAGCGGACUGUGUGCGAUAGAGCCGAGACUGCUGGAAGGUAGUGCCUGUCAGACAAAUUUUUCUGAAGUCAUUCUAAAUAUGGAUAACUUCUUCUUCGUCGUCGUCGUCGUUGAUGAGUCCGUGGGGGAAGUCGGGGGAAAGGAAGGGGGGUGUGGCUGACGCUAUUAGUUCACUGCACUGGGUGACGUUACUGAAAAGAUAAAAGGAAUUUUUAUAAAAACUGUUUUAUUUAGUAACUAAUUUUAAAAAAAAAGAAUUUGUAUUAACACAACCAGGGCUAGGAACUCCUAAAUUUCCACCAGAAUCUUUUCUGUUGCUCUCUGAUUAAGUGUAGAAGGGUAAAAAACUAAAUUCAGUUAUGCGAAAAAAUGCAUCCUUUCAUUCUUAUAUUAUCAAGGGGUCCUCCCCUCCCGGGCCUCCCCACCACCCCCUCCUCACUUUUACUAGAGAUUUAUAGAUUUCUUCUCCCCCCCCCAACUCUUCGAUCAAAUUGACAGUCCCGGCGCCCUCUUAUUUUAAAAGCGUUUAAGCCCAAAGUUUAGCUACGCCGCCGUCGUCUAUAUCAUUUUAUCAUUGAUUGAUGAAAUGUGGGUGGAAGCGCCAUUUCAGCCCCCCCCCCACCUCAGAGAUUUUCCCCUUCGUAUGAUCGGGCUAACCCUACAUGUCUCUAUUCUUCAUCUACAAAUAGUUGACACGCCCCAACAACUGGAAAAUUGUCUUGAUAAACAAGGGUCUGUUUAGACAACAAGAAGAAAGCUAAUAGAGCUAUUUUAGAAUACAAUUUUUUUUUUUAAAUGUAAAAAAAAAAAAUUAAGGUGCGAAAAAAAAUGCAUUAAUUUUUCUCAAAUGUUUACACGAAUAACGCAUUUGGAUAAGACCUAUUCUAAGUAUAUUUUGGUGGAAAAAUUAUUUAGAAAAAAGAAGAUUUGCUUUCAUAAUCAAAUGACACAUUUUAUCAAGACACAUGCAACAAUGUCACCAACGCCACCAGAUGGCGCUGAUUUUAUUAAAUAAAAUUCCCGAUAAUUGCGCUGCACGAGAUUCUUAAAAAUACCGCACGUGCGUUUGGUGCGUAAUAUUUUCUUUUCUUUUUACAGAAAUAUUCUCAACUUAAAUAUGGUGUAAUAAAUCUGCAGUAUUAAAGGGGUUGGGACUUUAGAAUAUAAGUAUAGGUCAGCUGCGUGAAAAAAAGUGUGUCGUUGUGAACUUAGAAAUGGGGGAGAGGAAGCAUUAAUUGGGAUUGUUAUAGAGUACGUUACACGGGUGUAUUUUAAAAAAAAAGUAAUUUCAGCAGAUGGGAAGCGCACCCCGGUGUCACCGCCAUUGUUUGACGGGUUGUGAACUGUUGGUGCAAUCAAGACGCGGUGUAAAGGGCGGUGGGAAAUCAGAAUAUGAAUAUAGUCCAGGGGCAGUGGCGUACCGGUGGGGGAGGGGGAGCACUAAUCGAUAAUCUUAUAAAGUGUGCUAAUUGAAUGCAUGUUUUGUCAAGUGACUUUAGCAGAUGGUAAGUUCACGCACUGCGGGCAUCAUUGUUUGGCGGGCUAAUUAGCGUUUAUUCAUACAUUGUUUUAAACUCGUCAAAGGUAUAACGCAGCAAUCUGCCCCUGUGUCAUGAAUAAGCUUAUAAAUAGAGAGCAUGAAGACAAAUGACAACAUAUAUCCAUAUAUAUUCACACAGUUGAUGCGACACUGCCGUUGUAAAGUCCUGAAGUUCCCAGUCCAUCUUCUGCCCACCAACGCCACAAGAAACAUCAAGUGUUUUGCCUGGAAAGUGCUCAUCAUUGAGGUAACUAGUGUUUUUUAUUCACGCAUAUAUUUUUGUGGACAGUUCCCCAAACGUAUUGUGCCAUGUUAUAUUAAGAAUUCUUUUAAAGCCCUUUUAUCUAGGUUUGUUGAAUAAUUAAAGAAGGACAUACUAAAUAAUUUAUAAAAUACUAACUCGUUUAUCAAGUCUGUAAUUUUAUCCGCAGGGUUUGAAACAAGCGCUUAUCGCUCGAUUGAGAUUGCAACUCUUUAUCUCUUUAACAAUUUAGACCAAGAGUUUGAUUUUUUUUUAAAUGUCCCUUUGCUCUUGCGCAACCAUCAUUCCGUAAUUAAAUUACAAUGCUAACAUCCCAUUUACUUUCAUCUUUCUCGAUUUUUCCCCCCUGCCGCCUUUAUUCUUCAUUUUGCAUCUAAGAGAUAUUUUGUAGAAAAAAUAAUUUAUUUGUUAAAACAAUUGCAUUAGCUUGUUAUAUUACGAAGUUCAAUAAUAAAGAUGUUUACUGUUCUUUCUUUAUUUACAGGCCCAUCUGACCAAGACGGACAUGCUGAUAUAUGCAGAUACCUCUGUGCGCUUCAACUCCACCAAAAAUGAGGAUCUUUUCACGGACCUGGCCAAUAAGGGUCUCCUGUUAUCCCUCUCGGACCGUUACGUCAGGCCUGUGGCGCACAACACGGCCCCCUCGAUGUUCAAGUACUUCAACAUUCAGCCAUGUUCUGUGGCCAACUUUCAGGAACUGGAAGCCGGCUUCGUGGCCCUGUUGAACCAGCCGUUCACACGUCAGGUUUUGGUGCAAACGUGGGCCGCGUGCGCCAUGGAUCCGAACUGUAUGUGCCCCGAAGGUUCGCACGACUUGCAGCACUGUGACGGUGGACUCCGGAAGUAUGCCAAGUGCCACAGAUUUGACCAAUCGGCGUUGACUUUGAUAACGCUACAGCUGUUUCAGGAUUACUAUUCUUCCUUCUUUUUUGACCAUUCGUAUUAUUCCGUUUUACGUGGCGAUAGACCAAAAUAUUUUGAAGCCUUAAAUAAAGCGGUAUGACGGACACUUUUUAUUGAAAUAAUUUAUUGAUAUUUUAAAACAAAAAAAAGAACACAAUUAAAAUAACAAAAACAAAUAUACAUCUCCCUGUUCUAGACUAACAUACCUCUGAAAAACUCGAAUGAAUUUUAUUUAUUAUCUUGAGUUAUAACAACAAUAAAUUAAAUAAUAGAACAACAAAAGACGCAUGCGAUCACCGUGGUGGUCUUACUGUCUCACUUAGACUUACCGCUAUUUCAGCCUGAGUCUCCCCCCAAAUAGCUCAGCCUCCACUGUUUUCUGUAUAUCUGAAUUAAACCAAAAAAAAAAAAAACAACAACAACAACUUGGUAGCAGUACACUGGAAGUUUUCAGGUUAAGGUGUUGCAUUCAACAUUGAAAUUUCACUAUGGACAGACUCAACAAAGAUAUACUGUUGGGUGAGCUUGUAGAGGCUUGAGCCAUUGGUUACGUUUCGAAAUAAUAUUUACAAAACCAUCCAAAAAAUGAUAGAUUUGACUCAGAGGAUGCAAUUUAUUGAACACAUAAAUGGAGUAGGCCUACCUAAAAUAACUUCCCUGAAAUGUCCUCAUGCUACAAUUUGGUUGUGUUAAUGUUGUUUUUACCAACAUGCACAUCUUUCUACACGGACUAAAUAUUUCAAAUGAUUAGUUAGGUAAAAAAUAAUUUUAUUGAUAUUUGUAUUCGAGAUACACUCAGUAUGUACGUCUAUAUUAUCUGCACGGUUUCCGAAUCUGACAAUUUAGUGUAUGAUUCCUCCUCAUAUCUUCAUGUAAAAUACUUGAGAGUGUGUGUGGGAGGGGGGGAGGCGAACAUUAUAUUAGCUUGGUUAAUUAGCAGGCCUACUAAUCAUGUGGGAUUACACAUUACGGACUUAUGUGAGGGAUUUAUGCUUUUGAUGUACAUGCUUCUUAUAUAAUUUUAAUAUGGAAUGUUUCAAGGAAGUCGUACAAAUGUGACGUCAGGAAAAUAAGAUGGAGUUCACCG